Pieris brassicae (large cabbage white) is the source of this 1753-nucleotide messenger RNA. It is a transcript of the gene Cdk8, whose product is annotated as cyclin-dependent kinase 8. Gene Ontology annotation, cellular component: nucleus; mediator complex. Gene Ontology annotation, biological process: protein phosphorylation. Bases 258 to 1676 code for a protein of 472 amino acids. The transcript has 9 exons. Lineage: Eukaryota; Metazoa; Arthropoda; Insecta; Lepidoptera; Pieridae. Gene Ontology annotation, molecular function: ATP binding; RNA polymerase II CTD heptapeptide repeat kinase activity; cyclin-dependent protein serine/threonine kinase activity. The record is from RefSeq and is a predicted model, not a curated record.
AUCUGUGCUCAACUGCAAACUAUUAACUAAGCCCAACUUACAAGCUACAAACACAAGUCGCAACUGCCAAUCGUAAAGAAAUAGUAACAAUGGGCAGGAAUUUUCUAAUAUUACAGCUCGAUAGUCUAGUUUAAUUAAUAGGAAAACAAAUUGGAUCCCAUUUUAAAGAAUGUAUACUAGAUUCUACUAAAAUAACUGGAAGUUAUACAAGUGUAUUAUAAGUUACUAGUCUAGUGAAUAGUGGUAGAAGCCGCAACAUGGGAGAUAACUUUCAAAAUAAAACUAUGGCACCAGUUAUGAUGGACUAUGAGUUUAAAAUAAAAACACAGAAUGAACGUUCUAAAGUCGAAGAUUUGUUCGACUUCGAAGGUUGUAAGGUAGGCCGCGGUACCUACGGUCAUGUAUACAAAGGACGGCGGAAAGAUGGAUCAGACACUAAAGAUUAUGCCCUAAAACAAAUUGAAGGUACAGGGCUCUCCAUGUCAGCCUGUCGAGAAAUCGCAUUGUUACGAGAGUUGAAACACCCAAAUGUUAUUAACUUAAUCAGAGUAUUCCUAUCACAUACUGAUAGAAAGGUUUGGCUGUUGUUUGACUAUGCUGAACAUGAUCUAUGGCAUAUAAUCAAGUUUCAUAGAGCAGCAAAGGCUAAUAAGAAGUCCGUUAUGGUACCCAAAGGCAUGGUUAAGAGUUUAUUAUAUCAGAUUUUAGAUGGUAUACAUUAUUUACAUUCCAAUUGGGUUUUACAUAGAGAUUUGAAACCAGCUAAUAUAUUAGUGAUGGGUGAAGGCCCAGAAAGAGGUAGAGUGAAAAUAGCAGACAUGGGAUUUGCGAGGUUGUUUAAUGCGCCACUUAAACCACUCGCUGAUCUGGAUCCAGUAGUAGUAACAUUCUGGUACAGAGCCCCAGAACUGCUUCUAGGCGCUCGGCAUUAUACAAAAGCUAUAGAUAUAUGGGCAAUUGGCUGUAUAUUUGCAGAAUUACUGACAUCAGAGCCAAUAUUCCAUUGCCGUCAAGAAGACAUUAAGACAAGCAACCCAUAUCAUCAUGAUCAACUGGAUAGGAUAUUCAAUGUCAUGGGCUUUCCUUUAGAGAAGGACUGGGAAGAUAUCAGAAAAAUGCCUGAACAUGCCACUUUGGUUAAGGAUUUCAAACGAUCAAACUAUCAAAACUGUUCGCUAAGCAAAUACAUGGACAGACAUAAAAUAAAGCCUGACAGCAAAGCCUUCAGUUUACUACAGAGGCUUUUAUUAAUGGAUCCAAAUAGGAGAAUAACAUCGGAACAAGCUAUGCAAGAUCCAUACUUCUCCGAGGAUCCAUUACCAACUCAGGAUGUGUUCGCCGGAUGUCCGAUACCGUAUCCGAAGAGGGAAUUUCUCACGGACGACGAUCAGGACGACAAAAGCGAUUCAAAGGCCAGGCAGAAUCAACAGCAACAGCCAAAUGACAGAAGACAGAAUGAGCAGACAAUGAGACUUAUGACUCAACAAAACCAGGUCCAAGCCAAUAGUCAUGAUCACGCUGCAAACAAUGCGAAGAGAAUGAGGAUGUCCGGUCCAAACCAAGGCAACAACAACCAAGGUGGCGGUCAACAAGAGUUCCAUCAACAGCAACAGAUGAUGUACGGCCAACAACAGAGUGCCAACCAGCAACAACAAAAUUUCCAACAGAGGUUCUGAAGAUUUGAAAUCUUGAUAAAUGUAAAAAGUUGAUAUAUCUAUAUUUAUAAAUUUAAAUAAUAAAUUAAUUAAACUAU